UUUCUUCUGGAAAAGAAACAGGCUGCACAAAGUUCAACAGCAGAUGCAGCUACAGAAUCCAAACAUCCUUUUCUGCUGAAGAAAAGAACUCAGCCUGCUCUGUUCAACAACAACAACAACAAAAAGAAACCAAACGGUGUGGCAAGUAGAUACCAACUUUAUUUAGUGACAUCCCCCUUGGAUGUUUGCUGUGAAAAGACUUCCAGAAUGACACACUUGCUAUGUCCCAAUGUAAUCUCAGUUUGAAAAAGCAGAGGAGUAGAAGCAUCUUCAGCACUUUAUUCUGCUGCUUUCGUGACUACAAUGUUGAGUCACCGUCUCCCAACAGCACCAGUGUCCUUCCUCCAUUGGUGGAAGAGAAUGGCGGACUUCAAAAGGGUGACCAGAUGCAGGUCAUUCCCAUUCCAAGUCCACCAGCUAAAUACCUCUUGCCAGAAAUGACAAUAUCUGAUUACAGGAAGAAAUGCGUGGUCAUUGAUCUUGAUGAAACGCUAGUACAUAGUUCCUUUAAGCCAAUUAGCAACGCUGAUUUCAUUGUUCCAGUUGAAAUUGAUGGAACUAUACAUCAGGUUUAUGUACUAAAACGACCGCACGUGGACGAAUUUCUUCAGAGGAUGGGAGAACUCUUUGAAUGUGUGCUGUUCACGGCCAGCCUAGCAAAAUAUGCAGAUCCAGUGGCAGAUUUGCUGGACCGUUGGGGUGUAUUCAAGGCUCGACUCUUCAGAGAAUCCUGUGUUUUCCACCGAGGAAAUUACGUGAAAGAUCUAAGUCGGCUUGGGCGAGAAUUGAGCAAAGUCAUAAUAGUAGAUAAUUCUCCGGCAUCUUACAUCUUCCAUCCUGAAAAUGCAGUGCCUGUUCAGUCCUGGUUUGAUGACAUGGCAGACACAGAAUUGUUAGACCUUAUUCCUUUCUUUGAAGGACUGAGCAAAGAGGGGGAAGUCUACACAAUGCUUCACAAGCUGUGCAACAGGUAGCCCUUUGAACUCCAGCUGUUGCAGUACUGCAGCCACCCUGGAGCAUCCAGCAUCUUGCAGAGACUGCGCGGGAUAAGCGUUAAAAUGUUUCCGAUCUUCCUCUGACAGGAAAGACAAUUGUGACCCGGCGCUACUAAACCGUGGGAAUGACUGAUGCUGUAAGGUGACCAGAACUACUUUUUAAAGCAAAAUCAAGAAAGAAAAUGAAAAAGAAGCUAUUUUGAAUGGGACUUUUAACGAAUUUCAUAAACGGACGUGUUUUACAAAAUCUGCUUUUUUUCUUAAAACAUGCCAAAAAAGGAAAAAAAAAAAAUGAAAGCUUGGUGUUAUUUCAACCAGUCAAUUCAUCCCCUUCCCAGCUCAUCCUGCUAUGCAGAGUGUUUUUCCCACCCCACCCUGCUUCUAGAGCAGUUGACCUGACUCUGAACUUAAUUUCUUCCAGGAUGAAGUGCCUUUUUGAAUGUUGUUUUAAGAUUUUAAAAGAAUCAUUUUUGUACGAGGGGUAUUUCCAGAAUCUUUUAGUCUUGUAUUGUUUAAAUGCUUGAAAAAGACAAAGAAGAAGAAAGUUGGAAGGCUUUUAUAGAGCAGUGUAAUAUAUGGAAUCAAAGGAGGAAAUUGGAAAAGGUGAUGGGUUUCAUUCUCCCAGUUACUGUCAUUAAAAUAUCAAUGGCUAUAUUUUGUAGCACAUUUGAAACAGCAGACAAGUAGGUGGAAAUAAAUGGGGUGAUAUCUAGGGUGGAGAUGCAACUACCUUACUAAUUUGGACGACGUUUUGCACAUAGAUUAGGACGUAUCUCCAUUUUUAAAGUUUUUACGGAAUACCGCAAAAUGGAAUGGGGAAUGCCCACCAUUGCAAGUCCUCAGUACCUUCAGGAAGAGUCUUUUAUUGUGUUUGCAAACACACAACUGCCAGGUGUUUCUGAUGUCAGGGAUAAAAUACAGAGAAAGCAUAGAAGACAAUGAGUUUAUUUAUUAAGCUUGAAAUAUUUAUAUUGAGCUAUUGCAAACGAUGGGCCGAAGUCCUGGUGGAAGGGAUAGGAGGAGGCUACUUGUGACCAUAAUCUCCCCUCCUUUCAAUGGCCCUCAUGUGGGAGACGCUUCCUUUAUUUUUUUUUUAAUUGUGCCCCGUGUUUUGUUUUUCCCGUAAUCGCUGCUAACGAAGGCUCACCAAAUGGAACUGAACCUUGGCUGUUAUACUGUUCUUCGCCGCUGUGCCUCUGCUACUGAAAUUGCAAACGUCCUUUCCUUAGUGUUUCCGGCCAAUUAGUCAAAUGUUAAGCAUUUAAUUUUUUAAUUGGGGUUGCGUGUCCCGCUGUGAGUGUUUCACAGUGGAAUUUUCACUCCGGUUUCUUCCCUUCGUGCUGCUUCCUUUUUGGGGGGAAAAAGAAAAAAUAAGGGUGUUGAUUCUAGGGUGGAAGAUGGGUUCUCUUUUUCUUAGCAACUUUCCAACCUGACCUGGGGUUGGAGUGUUGAGACCAUUCGAACCAAAGGUCGUUUAGGAAAAUUGGGUUGCCCAAGUGUGAAAUAGAAAAGCUUUUUGGACCAGCUUUCUUUUGUCCAGAUUGUCAAAUUGUUCUCCAGUGCUUAGAUGUAUACAUUUUUCCAUCCUUGGAGGGAAACAUUGUGAUAAGUAUCAAGGAUGUUGGUCUUCCAUAUCUUUUUUUUUUUUUUUGGACCAUUUGAACCGAAAAGGGGGCACACCUCAGUAGUAUGUUUCCAUCCUCCUCCUAAAUUCACUUCUGUUCUGUUUUGUUUUUUUUGCACCAACCGAAGUCCUUUUAAUUGCUCAAAUUAGCCAUAUUGGACAAGAACUGUCCGAAAACAUUUGGUGCUCAACCCUAGCAAAACCAUCAGAUGCUGCAAUUGCAGGUCCUUGCUCCUUGCCUUUGCCUGAUUAUGGUUUAAAAAAAAAAUAAGCUAAGAAGCAGAUGAGCCCACUGAUUCAGAGCGAACAUCAGGCCAACUGCCAAGGGCAUAAGACAGGUGAUCAGAGGCACAGUAAAAUGAAAAGCCAAAAAACCAGACUUGCCACUCCAUCAAAGGGAUUUUAAACCAGUGUUUGGAGAGCUCUAGCAGUAUCAUAUCAGCAGGACAGUCCUAUGAGAGCCCCAGAGGGUUGCCCCUCUGUAUAUCCUCACUUGGCCUAGUAAAGGUUCUUGUUUUGGCAUUGUAUGUCUCGUCUGCCAGGAAUCUGGCAACACAGAGAAUAACAACAGCUGGAUUGUUGGUGGUUUUUCUUUGCUUUUUCUUUUUGGUUUGAAGUAUGGAUGUCGGUCAAAUCUUUAAUUUGGGUGUUUGACUUCAAAAUAGUGAAGCAUUUGUACUGCCAAAGCGUGUUCUCUGAGCAGUAUUUUUCCACUGUAUUUCUGGCUUCCUGAGCCACGGAUACAGUCUGCAGGGAAAAGAAUUCAGGUUGUAGCAGGGGCAAAUACGAUGGAAAGGGUUGGAAUGGAGUUGAAGAAAACUUGCAGUGCUUUUUCUGGCUUGUCUUGAACUUCUCGAUCUUCCCAACUGCCAGUUUCCAUCAUAUCUUGCCCUUUCUAGUACGUGUGUCUUUCUGACAGUUUUAUGCGAUCUGUUUGUACAUAACGCAGACCUUUUUUGUUAGACGUUCCCUUUUUAUAAAACCAGUGGUUUUUUUCCCCUCUAUCCAGUUGCCUUAAAUGUCUGUGAAUGAAUGUUGAUUAUGAAAAGUGUCUUGUAACAUUGUGGGAAUCCCACAUCCAGCAGGCAGUAGAACUUCUGAUGGGGUUUAUGUGGGGGUGGGGGAGGCCCUUCCCUCCCCUCUCUCAAUUCUGAUGAACCCUGGGAUAUGGAAAUUGCUCAAGUUGUGGAAAAUCAUGGCUAUUAUAACAGUCUGAUGGCAAUUAAAGCAGCCUUUCCUAACCUGGGCACCAUCCAAAGAGAUGGAUUUCAAUUCUGGAGCUCUACAACUUAAAUACUCCUGAUUGAGAACACGGGGAUUUGGAAGUUACUCGUGGGGAGGCACCUAGGCUGGGGAAAACUGCUUUAAAAAUUAGGCAUUACUUCUGUUUGGGCUGGCUUUUCUGAGGCAGAAUUCAUUUUAUGACUUGUUUAUCUCGUUUAUGAAGCAUAUUAGAGCCAUACCCAUGUGCUUGGGGAUCCCUCAGAUCUAUUCUCCUGGUUUUGUGGCUGAUCUGUGAUAAAUCGCACAUGGGAAGAAUAAAAUCAGCUAUUCUCCACUUCAGUGUGCCAUUAAACUGUCCAAUUGGUUAUUUUUAAACUCUGACACAAGGCAGGGAUGCCUUGUCUGUAAUAUGCAAUCGUGCAUUGCUGUAAAGUAGAGUUCUGUUCAAAUCUGCACAACUUCUACACACACCGACCGGUGGUGUCGCAUUUGCCUUGGGUUGAACACAACACAUUGGCCCCUUGUAAAAAUAUUAGCCAAGAUUGCGCACCUGCUUGGAAGGGAGUAAGCAGAUGACACGCACUGCGUUCUGCAAUGUCAGCAUCCUGGCAUUUUUGAUGUCUUAAUGUGGGCAGCCCAGGGAGCAUAAUAUAUUGCAAACUACCAGGGGUGUCAGGUGGGGGCGGAGUCAAAGAAGUCAGUGAUGCAAGUAAAAAGGGGGUGGGGCUUCAGUCCCAUGGCUGUGGCCAUCUCGACUUCUUUCAUCCCAUCCCUGCUCCGAAGCCCUAAACUCUAGCUUCUGCCUGACUUUUAUCUUGUUUGUCAAAAAUUAUUACUAUUACUUACCCCAUGAUUUAGCAAAGCAGGAAUGAAAUUUAACAAAGCCAUGACAAUCAGUGUAAUAGUUCCGAGAUCCCUGUGUGGGUCCGUGGCUUUGCGUAUUCACCUGCAAGUUUGAUUGUUUUUAUGCUCUGGGUCUCUCUCUACGCAGGUGAAGAUGCCAAGCAAAAACACUGUGGUGAUGCAGCCGUGUCAACUUUGUGUUACUACUUAUUUCGAAGUGUUGCCUCUUGAGAAGUUCUGUUGUCGGUUGUAUGUUGGGUUUUUUUUCUUUUUUCCGGGCGGGAUGAUUAAAAAAUGGGCAUGAUGCAGCACCAGCGCAUGGAGGAUUCCCAGAGUUUAAAAUUCCAUUUCCUUUCCUUCAGUUUUCCCCUCUGCAUUCAUAAGCAGCGUGAGGGACCAUUAGGCCGAAUGGGAGAAUUAUGUCCACCCAGUCUUUCCUCUUGCUUGAUAGAGUUACUCAUGUCUUGCACCGUGAGUAACUUGGACAGGACAGAAAAGGAAGACUGAGAAGCCUUGCCCUCCGCUGUCUUCUAAGUCAUUGGGAGCUCUGUCUGCAGAGCUGUUGCAUCCACCGUGUAGUAGAUUGCACCCGGUUGUAACUCACCUAACUUUCUAGUUUUGAACUCAAGCUGGGAAGCAGAAUGCCUUGGAUACCAAUAAAUAAAUAUCCACAAUCGUUAAAUAGGCAAAUCCUGGUUGUGUUCAGAAAUAUACUUCAUCAAAGCUGGAAGGGGCGGGGGGGGGGGGGGAGGAAUGGGCAGGAAUUUGGGAAGGAAGACAUAAUCCAAAAGAAAUACAAUUGCUUUGGUUCUUUUGAAUAAGGUGCACAGUUGUUCCUUCUUGUUCAGCUCUUUGUACUGUAAUUUAAAAAAAGCAAGGAAAGAUUUGAAUUGCCGAAUCGCUCCACCUCAAGACUAGUUUAAUUUCUGGUUUGUGCAAUCUCUGGUCCUGGCAUUAUUGAUGAACUAGAAUGAUGGGGAGGUGGACUCACAUCUCAAAAGACCUUGGAAAUGUCAGUGUAAAAAAAAAAAAACUGUAGUCAAUAUAUUUUCCAAAAUGAAAAAAAAAUGCUCUAUAGAUCUGUUUUUAAAAAUAAUAAUAAAACACCAAACCGCACAGUCCUAUUGUAAAUGGAAUGUUUUUGCCUCUGAGUCAAAGGUGCUGCAAUGGUUUCUUUGGCUGGGGAGUCAGUUGGGGUUGGCAAAUUGCUUGAAAUCUUAUCAGCUACCUAUGCAAAAUAAAUAAAGCUGUCUAUUUUUUUUCUCUUUUAUUGCUGGGAAGUAUUAAAGGAUAAUGAGCAAUGGGUGAACUGUUUGUUAAUCUAAUAAAGGAACUGUUUACACUUU
Molecule: messenger RNA, 6032 nt
Organism: Candoia aspera
Lineage: Eukaryota; Metazoa; Chordata; Lepidosauria; Squamata; Candoiidae
Gene: CTDSPL
Product: CTD small phosphatase like
Exons: 8
Coding region: 222-974 (250 amino acids)
Molecular function (GO): RNA polymerase II CTD heptapeptide repeat phosphatase activity
Source: RefSeq, a predicted model, not a curated record